AUGUUCUCGUGUAUCAUCUGCCUCGACACACUCAAGUCGCCAGUGGCGCUUCCUUGUGGCCACGUAUUCUGCUGCGCGUGCAUCGAGCGCAUAGUCACCACCAUCAAGCCUUUCACAAGCCAGCACUGCUGCCCCUCCUGCCGGCGGCCCUACUCAAUCUCAACCAUCGACCCCUCCAUGAUCCCCUCCCACCUACACCAGCACAUCUUCCCGCCUAUCCGCAAACUCUACCUCGACCUCUCGCCCACCCUCCCGCGCCCCUCCACCUCCUCGCAGUCCCAAACACACCUAGCAGCCCCAACCGAAGGCGAAACAGCCAAAGCAGAGAACCUCGCGCUGCGCGCGCAUGUCGAGAUGUGGAAGCGCCGCGCGGAGGUGCACAGCGCGGCGAACCUCGGGCUCGUCAACCUCGCCAAGAUGGCGCGCGAUUACGCCGUCGGCGUCAAGCGCGAGCGGGACGCGCUGGAACGGGAGAUGGCGGAGCUGCGGAGGCGGCUCGGCGGAAGUGCGAAGGAGAAGGAGAAGGAGGCCGAGGGUGAUAGCGACUCCGCGUCCACCAGCCCCCCGCCCGCCACCCCGCCGCCACUGCCAGUGGCGGUAAAACACGAACAACCGGACAUCCUCCUCCCGCCUGAGUCACUCCUCGCGACCGUCCCGCCGCUCGAUAUCCCCAUCCCCCGCACCUCGGAAUCCGCGCUGCCGACACCGAGUACUACGCCGACGUCCAUCACUCCCGACGAGUCUGAGGAGCGGCCGAGAAAACGCUCGAGACGGUCCACGCCGGCGGAGGCGACGUGCGGGCCGCGGGUGCAGCAUGUUAGGCGGUCAAGCCGGCAUCAGCGGUGUACGCGGACGCCGCAGCUGCAGGUGUGCCAGUGA
This is a messenger RNA of Gloeophyllum trabeum ATCC 11539, 879 nucleotides long. RefSeq lists its product as uncharacterized. Lineage: Eukaryota; Fungi; Basidiomycota; Agaricomycetes; Gloeophyllales; Gloeophyllaceae. The record is from RefSeq and is a predicted model, not a curated record. Bases 1 to 879 code for a protein of 292 amino acids. Gene Ontology annotation, molecular function: metal ion binding. The transcript is spliced from 3 exons.